AUGGGCCGGGCCAUGAUGGCGCUGCUCCCGCCAUUUAAUUUCCUCACGCUGCACUAUGUCUAUUUUAUCGUGACAUGUCUAGUGAGCAGCAUCAUUUUCUACUUGACGUCUACACCAUGGCAGAGCGUGGCUUACGUGGAUGCGAUUUUUUUGUGUGUUAGUGCCAUGACUGGAGCUGGGUUGAACACGGUAUGCUUUUUACUUGCUAGUUUAUUUUCCGAUUUGGGGGCAAAGGUUAAUCUGGUGCAACAGGUCGAUCUAUCAACCUUAAACUCCUUCCAGCAGGUUAUCCUGUUCAUUCUGUUGAUCUUAGGAUCUCCCAUUCUCAUUUCGAGCACUGUUCUCAUAGUGCGCAAGCGGGCAUUCGAAGACAAGCUGAAACAUGUCUCGGAGGAGCGUGAGGCUUCUCGUCGUGCGUCCGCGUUGGGGUUGCAGAGCGCAACGCCGGAUGCCCUCAAUGAGCUGGACAACCGAGGCCAGCUGAAAGCUACAGUGAGCAUUCAAGAAGGCCAAGCGGAAACAUCCGCGUGCCGUCAUGUACAGACCCAAUGGGUUGAUGACGAACAAAUCACCCUCAGCGACGUCCAAGGCCGGCAUCACCACCAUCAUCGGGUCUUCCCCAUGGCUGGUGUCGGUGCCAGACCGGAUCUGAACAACCACCCUCGCGAUGUCGCGCCAUUACCACUGGACACCAGCGAGUCCUCGCGAUCUGCAUCUGCAUUCAAGGGCAUCAUCCGGGGCACGCAGAAAUACUUCUCCUCGAAGGGAUUCAUCUCGCGCAAUUCUCAAUUCUACGGCCUGACAUCCGCUGAACGCGAGGAACUCGGCGGAGUCGAGUACAAGGCUGUUUCGUUUCUCUCGGUCAUCGUCUCGCUGUACUUUGUCACGUUUCUCGUCAUUGGCAUUGUCGGUAUGGGCGGGUGGUUAGAGGCGAAUCACCCAGAAGUAUCCCGAGUCAAUGGACUCUCACCGUUCUGGACGGGUGCUUUCUUUGCAGUGUCUGCUUUUGUCAACAGCGGCAUGUCCCUUCUGGAUAAGAACAUGACCGCCCUGCAACUGAAGUACGUGCUCUGA
Molecule: messenger RNA, 1074 nt
Organism: Penicillium canariense
Lineage: Eukaryota; Fungi; Ascomycota; Eurotiomycetes; Eurotiales; Aspergillaceae
Exons: 1
Coding region: 1-1074 (357 amino acids)
Biological process (GO): potassium ion import across plasma membrane; intracellular potassium ion homeostasis
Cellular component (GO): plasma membrane
Molecular function (GO): high-affinity potassium ion transmembrane transporter activity
Source: RefSeq, a predicted model, not a curated record